This is a messenger RNA of Kuraishia capsulata CBS 1993, 1245 nucleotides long. RefSeq lists its product as uncharacterized. The transcript has a single exon. The record is from RefSeq and is a predicted model, not a curated record. Gene Ontology annotation, biological process: amino sugar metabolic process; peptidoglycan turnover. Bases 1 to 1245 code for a protein of 414 amino acids. Gene Ontology annotation, molecular function: ATP binding; phosphotransferase activity, alcohol group as acceptor. NCBI's taxonomy places the organism in Eukaryota, Fungi, Ascomycota, Pichiomycetes, Pichiales, Pichiaceae.
AUGGUCUAUCCCCUAACAGUUUUGGGUAUCAACUGUGGUACCAGCGUUGAUGGUGUGGAUAUAGUUGUCUCGCAGAUAGAGACCACCAAGAUAGAAGACGACCAGGUGGACCUUUCGGUGAAGGUGGUUUCCUACGAAGAGGCACCCAUUGGAGACGUUCUGAAAAACAGGAUCCUUCGUUGUUGCAUUGCGGGUAAUACCACAACAUCUGCUGAGUUGUGUGAUCUGAAUUUCGCGAUUGGAGAGGAGAUUGGAAACGACAUCAGGAAGGCUGAUGUUGACCUGUCCAAGAUCGACCUAGUGGCCUCCCAUGCCCAGCCCAUUUGGCACGAGCCCAGAGGAAAAGACAGAAAUUCGACUUUGGAGUUUGGUGAACCUGCGUCAAUUUCCUAUUUGUCAGGAAAGACCGUGGUGAGUGGAUUCAGGUCGAUGGAGGUGGCUGUUGGUAGACAGGGUGCUCCUUUGUGUGGGUUUUUGGAAUACGCCAUUCUGAGGAGCGACAAAGUCAUCAUCACCCAAAAUAUUGGUGGGAUCGGAAAUGCUUCUGUUAUAGAUCCUUUGCAUAAAUUCUACCAGUUUGAUACCGGUCCAGGUAACGUGCUGGUGGAUGCUGCCGUUCGCAUCAUCACCAACGGCAAGCGCGAAUACGAUGCCGGAGGAGAAAUGGGACUGAGAGGCGAAAAGGACAUAGAUCAGGAAACUGUUGACGAGGUUUUGUCCAAUUACUAUUUUGCUCUUAGCCCGCCAAAGACUACUGGAAGGGAACUUUUCAGUGACAAGAUGUCUGAGCAGCUGGUUAGAAAGCUCCAGGCCAAGGGUCUAAGUGAUGAUGCAGUUAUUGCUACCAUUACGCGUAUCACAGCCGAGUCCAUUGCUAAGUCAUAUGAUGACUUUGUAGUUCCACAGGUUCAGAAUAACAAGAUUGACGAAAUCUAUAUUUCUGGUGGUGGUGCUCACAAUGAAGCCAUUUUACAGCAUUUGAGGAACCGCUUCCCAGAAGCCAAAGUAGGUCUUUCGGGCUCUUUGCUCAACAUCACUGCCGAUUCCAAGGAGGCAGUUGCAUUUUCCGUUCUAGGAUAUUGUACUAUUAACGGUAUAAUGCCACCGGUUCCCAGAUUUGUCGAGACGGACAAAGAGGUAUUGCUGGGGAACAUCACUCCUGGUGACAAUAUCGUGGAGUUGUUUGGAAAGGUUCGUCCAACACGCUCUCAUCUUAGAUUGAGACGUAUUGAAAUAAUUUCGUGA